GUACAAUUUUGAAUAGUGAUGAAAUAACAGCUGCGGAAGUUAAGUGAGGAGUGUGUGUUUGUUAAAAUACGAUAUCUACGUGCAGUUGUACUAAACAAAAUGAAGGGCGUCAUGAAGAUGAGGCGAGAGGCGAGGCCCGCGGGCGCGAUCAUGAAGUUCCGGCUGCUCAUGUGGAAGAACUUCCUGCAGCAGUGGAGGCAUCGGCUGCAGACCAUCACGGAGCUGCUGCUGCCAGUGCUCACCAUGACCCUGGUCCUCGUCUUGCGAUGGCAGAUGGAGCCAAUCACAGUCGGGACCCUCACGUACCCCCCGCUGCCAGCACACACACUCAACUAUUCCACAGCAGUUUUAGCGGGCAUGAACUUAACGCAGAUGUCAAUAGCAUACUCACCAAAAAGUCCAGUAUUAGAAGACGUCGUCAGAACUGGAAUCACAAACUUAUUAGUAGCGAAUGCAAAAGAUCUGAUCCCUGUUUUAAUAGAUAAUAUUUCUAUACCUGGUUUACCGGGUAUAGAAUUUCCACCGGAUUUUGAUUUUAACUCUACAGCUAUUAUCGAGGUCCUAAAGUCACGAAUAAAAAUUGAUCCUUAUAACAACAGUCAUGAACUAAGAGGACUCUACGUGCAAGAGGAUUCCACUCGCAAGGUUAUCGCUGGGAUUGAGUUUGAUGAUAAACUUUUUGGCGCGGAAGACUUGUCAAACAAUUUAUCAUUUGCACUACGGUUCCCUGAAAGGCCUCGAUUGAACUCUUUCUUUCAACGAGGAGGUCGCACUUGGCGAACCGACAUUGUGUUCCCGUUAUUCGAAAUGCCAGGGCCCAGAUUCGCUUAUUCCUGGGAAGGUGGCAAUGAUCCAGGCUACGUCAACGAAAUGUUUAUCGCGCUGCAACACGUUAUCUCUAACGAGUUGAUAUCGAGAGCUACUGGAGAAGAUUUAAAAUCGUUCAGGAUCAAUAUCCAGAGGUACCCUCACCCGCCUUACAUCCAAGACUUGGCGGUCGAUGUCCUACAGUUCAUGUUCCCGAUGUUCAUCAUGCUCAGCUUCAGUUACACCGCUGUUAAUAUAGCGAGGGCUGUUACGGUAGAAAAGGAAUUACAAUUAAAGGAAACGAUGAAAAUUAUGGGUCUACCCACAUGGCUACAUUGGACGGCAUGGUUUUGCAAGCAGUUUCUCUACCUCCUUGUAACAGCGAUUUUGAUUAUAGUCCUUUUAAAGAUAAAUUGGUUUACUAACGAAGAUGGCUUUUCUGAAUACGCAGUGUUUACUAAUACCCCCUGGACGGUGCUGUUCUUUUUCAUGAUUCUGUACUUAUCAUGCGCUAUAUUUUUCUGUUUUAUGAUAAGCAGUUUCUUUUCGAAAGGUAGUACAGCGGCGUUGUGUAUGGGAGUGAUCUGGUUCCUAUCAUACGUCCCAGCUGUUCUCUUGGCCAUGGAUAUUGACAUGUCUACUGCUAUGCAAGUCUUCACAUGUCUCAGCAUAAAUUCAGCGAUGUCUUACGGUUUCCAACUUCUACUCGCCAAGGAGAGUAUUGGAGGGCUGCAGUGGGGCGAAUUCAUGUCGUCACCGGCUACGGAGACGAACCGUUUCGUGUUCGGGCACGUGGUCAUCAUGCUGGCCUUGGACUGCGUCAUUUACAUGCUCAUCACUUUAUACCUUGAACAGGUUAUGCCAGGGCCCUUUGGAACCCCAAAACCCUGGUAUUUCCCCUUCCAGAUUAAAUUCUGGCUGCCCAAUUAUAAUUCAGAUUCCGGUUUUAUUUUUGAAAACGAAGUGAGUGAAUCUGAAGAUAUCAUUAAAGAGAAAGACCCAAUCGAUCAUGCUAUCGGUGUAAAAAUGCAUGAUCUAACAAAAAUCUACGGGAAUAACAUAGCCGUCAAUCACCUUACUCUGAAUAUUUAUAAUGAUCAGAUUACUGUCUUAUUGGGUCACAACGGUGCUGGGAAAUCUACUACCAUAUCUAUGUUGACAGGGAAUUUAAAAGCUACUCGCGGGUCCAUGAGCGUAGCUGGGUUCGACAUGAGCUCUCAAGCCGCCGCCGCUCGCUCCCACAUUGGCUUGUGUCCACAACACAACGUCUUGUUCAACGAACUUACUGUUAAAGAACAUCUGGAAUUUUUCGCCCGCCUCAAAGGAUUUAAAGGCAAACAAUUAAAGGACGAAAUCGAUGCUCUUAUCACUAAAUUGGAACUAGAAGAAAAGCGUGAUUAUCCUUCUAAAGGUCUUUCUGGUGGUCAGAAGCGUCGUCUAUGUGUCGGGAUAGCUUUAAGUGGUGCAGCGCGUGUCGUACUCCUAGACGAACCCACUUCUGGCAUGGACCCUGCAUCACGACGUGCUCUCUGGGAGCUUUUGCAACGGGAGAAGAAAGGUCGCUCAAUGAUCCUGACCACGCAUUUCAUGGACGAGGCAGAUAUUCUUGGUGAUAGAGUCGCCAUAAUGGCCAACGGUCGUCUGCAGUGCGUGGGCUCGCCGUACUUCCUCAAACGUCACUACGGCGUCGGGUACACCCUGGUCGUCGUCAAGGAUGAUGACUUCGACUUCGAGGCAUGCACUGCACUUAUAAAUAACUACGUCCCAGGCAGUAUCAUGAAGGAAGAUCGCGGAUCCGAAAUAGCGUAUAGUCUAGUCAACGAUUAUUCACACACUUUCGAAGAUAUGUUGAAUGACCUGGAGAAGAACAUGGGCAAAAUUAAAUUGAAGAAUUAUGGCUUGGUGGCAACCACGCUCGAAGAUGUAUUUAUGAGUGUUGGCGCGGACUUGGCACCUGUACAUUCAGAGACAGACGAUACUGCGACCACAACUACUGAUUCCUCAAUGGAAGAUGCGCUUAAACAUGAAAUCGAUUCAUCUUUAGAACAAUUGGAUAGAGACGAAAGUAGCGUGAAAGGGUUCCGUCUACUGUACCAGCAUGUUUUAGCAGUAUGGUUGAAGUUAGCCCUGGUCUGGUACCGAUCAUGGUGGCUUGUGCUUCUGCAGUUUGCGGCUCCCAUAGUCCUGAUAAACGCAACGCUCGGGGUCUUGCAAUACGUUAUGUCCUUCGUGCCAACUAUAAACAACAGGAUUUUAGAUCUGACAGAAGGUUACGUACUUACCGAGACCCUGUUGAGCUACAAUGGUACAACAGCGUCAUCGCUUGGAGCUCUCGCAGCGAGGGCAUACGAAACGAUGUUCAAAACGUCCGGAGUUGACAAUAUGGAGCUUACGGUGAUAGGCAAUCAACCAGUCGAAGAAUAUUAUCUUGAUAGGGCAAAUGACACCAUAGUAAUGGCCAGUCUUCGUCACCGGCUGCUGAUUGGCUCCACCUUCGAUGACAACUCGGCCACCGCCUGGUUCAGCAAUUUCGGCUACCACGAUGUCGCCACAUCACUAGCAGCUGUCUACUCAGCUUUACUCAGAGCCAAGAACUCAAGUGCUUACAUCCACGUUUACAAUCAUCCCUUAGAAGCCACGUAUACGGAUCAAAGUGAUUUGCAAACGAUGAUAGCGAUGUUGUCCAUGCAACUGGCGUCUGGUAUCGGCAGCAGUGUGGGCAUCGUGAGCGCUGUCUUCAUCAUGUUUUACAUUAAGGAGCGUGUAUCAGGCGCCAAGUUGCUGCAGAAGGCGGCGGGCGUGCAGCCGGCCGUGUUGUGGGGCGCGGCCGCCGUGUUCGACUGGACGGCCUUCCUGCUCACCUGCGUGUCUAUCGUCAUCUCCUGCGCAGCCUUCCAGGUCAUAGGACUGUCUACAGCUUCCGAGUUGGGUCGCAUGUACUUAUGUGCGAUGGUGUACGGGGCUGCGAUGUUGCCGCUCGGCUACAUCAUGUCGCACGUGUUCAAAGGACCCGCUGUCGGAUUUGUCAGCUUCUUCUUCAUGAAUGUUCUAUUCGGUAUGAUGGGUCCGCAAGUGGUGGAGGCGCUGUCGUCGCCGAACCUCACGACGCAACACGUGGCGCACAUCAUGGACAACAUACUGCAGUUCUUCCCACUUUACAGUCUUGUUACAGCUGUCAGAUACUUAAACCAGAUCGGUCUCCGUGAGUACACGUGUCUUCAGGGCUGUGAAUACCUGCAGGCGGUUUACCCCAACGUGGAGUGCACUAUGGCUAACAUGUGUGAAUUCUCUAGCACAUGUUGCGUUCGUGAAAACCCGUACUUCGACUGGGAAGAGCCGGGCGUCAUGCGGUACUUGAUCGCCAUGACAGGCACCUGUGCCGUCCUGUGGGCUAUUCUGAUGGUCAUCGAAUACAGACUUUUCCAAAAGGUAUUCACCUUCCGCAAAACCCCGCCGCCGGUGGACGAGGGCUCGCUCGACGAGGACGUGGCUCUAGAGGCGGAGCACGCGCGUCACACGCCGCCCGCCGACCGCGCCAACCACGCACUGCUCGCUACAGACCUCGCCAAGUACUACGGGAAACAUCUCGCUGUAGACCAAGUCUCCUUCAGUGUAAAUGACGGAGAGUGUUUCGGUCUGCUGGGAGUGAAUGGCGCGGGCAAGACCACGACCUUCAAGAUGCUGAUGGGCGACGAGGCCAUCUCCAGCGGCGAGGCCUACGUCAGCGGACACUCCGUGCGAAAGAACCUUAACAGGGUUCAUGAGAAUAUUGGCUACUGUCCUCAGUUCGACGCCCUGUUCGGCGAGCUGACAGGCCGCGAGACUCUCCGCAUGUUCUCGCUGAUGCGCGGUCUCCGCAUGAGCUCGGCCGCGCCCGCCGUCGAGACGCUCGCGCACGCACUCGGCUUUCUCAGACAUCUCGAUAAGAGGGUUGAUCAAUAUUCAGGAGGCACUAAACGAAAGCUGAACACAGCGAUUGCAUUCUUAGGAAGAACGAGACUUGUGUUCGUCGACGAACCUACCACCGGCGUAGACCCCGCUGCUAAACGACACGUAUGGCGAGCCACGCGAGGCGUGCAGCGAGCGGGCCGCGGCGUAGUGCUGACGUCACACAGUAUGGAGGAGUGUGAAGCACUGUGCUCACGACUCACCAUCAUGGUCAACGGACGGUUCCAAUGCCUUGGAACACCGCAACAUCUCAAGAAUAAAUUCUCUGAAGGUUUUACGUUAACAAUCAAAAUGAAAAUGGAGGAUGACCCAGAAACAUCGUCGACUAACAGCGGCAACGUUAAAGUUGAUCUUGUUAAGGAAUAUGUUGAAAAUAAUUUCAAGACUCCAAGGAUAAUGGAGGAAUACCAAGGCUUAUUAACAUACUACCUCCCAGACCGCACUGUGGCGUGGUCUCGGAUGUUCGGGAUAAUGGAGCGAGCGAAACGAGAUCUAGAAAUCGAAGAUUACAGCAUAUCACAGACUACAUUAGAACAGAUAUUCCUACAGUUUACAAAGUACCAGCGGCAAGAGGGAGACGAAUCAUAGUCGUUGUCUCACUUUGCACCAGUUCGCCCGGCGACUGGUGUCAGUGGCGACAUCUAUGUUCUUUGACUUUAUUUGGGGAACCUGGGGUCAUAAGUAAACGUAACCGUUUACCGGGACAGAGUUUACCUUCCUGUGUAAAUACCCGUUGACAGCCUAGGUCUCCUAGAAUAAUGUUUGUUGAUAUGCUUCCAUCUGUGAUAUGUAUUGUAUGAUUAUCUCAGCCGUUUAUGCUAUUAAUGUUCUGCGGUUUGAAUAAUUGUGUAUGAAUGCGAAAUCUAAGCUUAUCAGUCCAUGCAUGUGUUGGAUAACGUAGUUUAUAGUUUGAAGGCUGCUUUUUGUGAAAGCAGGAUGUGAAAAUAGGAAGUCAUUAGUUAUACUAACGAUGCUAGACAGAUGUUACUCCGCAAAUAGAAGAAUUACCUGCCAUAUUGGUAUGACGUAAAUUGACAAUAGGUACAUUUCUAUUGGUAGCCAUUUUCAAUGCUGCCUUAAACGUCAAAAUGACGUCUUUUUCCCUAAUGGGAUUAUAAUAGCAAUCAUUUGUAUAUUGGUCAAUAUCGCUAGAGAAGUAGUCAAGUUUUCAACGAUUUUAAUCAAGGUUGCUUUGAUUCCUGCAUAG
Molecule: messenger RNA, 5962 nt
Organism: Trichoplusia ni (cabbage looper)
Lineage: Eukaryota; Metazoa; Arthropoda; Insecta; Lepidoptera; Noctuidae
Product: ATP-binding cassette sub-family A member 3-like
Exons: 32
Coding region: 100-5343 (1747 amino acids)
Biological process (GO): transmembrane transport; lipid transport
Cellular component (GO): membrane; intracellular membrane-bounded organelle
Molecular function (GO): ATP binding; ABC-type transporter activity; lipid carrier activity
Source: RefSeq, a predicted model, not a curated record